AUGCAGCUCCUGUGUGUCUUAGAAGAACUGCAAAUAUCCAUAAUGAGUUUCUCGAGGCGUCAACUUCUACGCCUGCUGAGGCUGCGGAAUCUUCUCACAAUCACAGCCAUAGUAAUGCUUUUGUAUUUCAUUAAGUUAUUAAGUGGAGUAUACUCAGAAAACGAAAAUAUAGAAGUUAUACAAGUCCCAGAGAGGAUAUUUAGGAGGGUGAAUGUUGACACUGGAAGUUUUGUGCCGGCAAAUUUAAAGAAAAUUGAUUGGCACGACUACAACUUGAUAAGCAAAGAACGGAAACGAGUGGGUAUCGGCGAACAAGGCAAGCCUGCUACACUUCCAAAGUCUGAAGCAGAAAAGGAAAAAACUUUGUAUGCAGUAAACGGUUUCAAUGGAGCUUUAAGCGACUUGAUCCCUUUAAAUCGCUCGUUACCAGACAUACGGCAUUCGAAGUGUCAGGAGAAGCGGUACAUUGCUUCUCUGCCAACUGUGAGCGUAGUUGUGCCCUUCCACAACGAGCAUUGGAGUACUUUGCUGAGGACUGCCUUCAGCGUGCUGUACAGAUCACCUGAGAAACUCAUCAAAGAAAUAUUUCUAGUCGACGAUGCUAGUACUAAAGAAUUUCUAAAGCAUGAGUUGGACGACUACUUGGGCCGCCACAUGCCAAAAGUGUCGGUAGUCCGCUUAAAGGAGCGGAGCGGUCUCAUAACUGCCCGACUGGCGGGCGCUAAGGAGGCCACGGGCGAUGUCCUCGUGUUCCUGGACUCGCAUACAGAGGCCAACGUCAACUGGUUACCGCCACUACUAGAGCCGAUAGCUCUGAAUUAUCGCACGGUGACAUGUCCGUUCAUCGACGUAAUUGCGUACGACACGUUCGAGUAUCGCGCUCAGGACGAGGGCGCUCGUGGGGCCUUCGACUGGGAGUUCUUCUACAAACGCCUGCCGAUCCUGCCCCAGGACGAGAAGAACAUGCCGGAACCUUUCGAGAGCCCUGUAAUGGCGGGAGGUUUAUUCGCAAUAUCGCGCAAGUUCUUCUGGGAGCUUGGCGGGUACGAUCCUGGUCUUGACAUCUGGGGUGGGGAACAGUAUGAACUUAGUUUUAAGUUGUGGCAGUGCGGGGGCCGCAUGGUGGACGUGCCGUGCGCGCGCGUCGGGCACAUCUACCGCAAGUUCGCGCCCUUCCCCAACCCGGGACACGGGGACUUCGUGGGCAGGAACUACCGUCGCGUGGCGGAGGUGUGGAUGGACGAGUACGCCAAGUUCCUGUACCAGCGACGUCCGCACUACAACUCCAUCGACCCCGGGGACAUCUCCGAACAGAAAGCGUUACGGAAACGGCUCAACUGCAAGCCUUUCAAGUGGUUCAUGAAAAAGAUCGCGUUCGACUUGACAGCCAAAUAUCCAACCAUUGAGCCUGAACCAUUUGCUGAAGGACGUAUUCGUCCAGCGAUGAACAACAAGUUGUGCGUGGACGCUCACCGCGGGGUUCAGAACGAGAGGCUCUACAUCAAACCUUGUUCUGCCAACCCUGACAGCGAACAGCACUUCAUAUUCUCUUGGCACAAGGAUAUCAAGUCGAAAUCCCGCAACAUGUGCUGGGACCUGCCGGAGUCGGCCCCGCGCAGUCCGGUGCUGCUGUACGCGUGUCACCUGGGCGGAGGGAACCAGCUCUGGAGGUACCUGGAGGACACGAUGCAAAUCAAGCACGGAGACGCGGCGGAGUCCCCGUGCCUGGACUACAGCCCCGAGCUCGGCGAGCUGUUCGUGAGCCGCUGCCGAGCCGUGGCCACCCAGCGCUGGGCCGUGGACAAGCUGGACCGCGCCAUGCUCGCCCGCUGGGACGCCAUGCGCUCCGUGGUCACGGGACCCCUGGACUACUCGGACGAAACGUAA
Molecule: messenger RNA, 1887 nt
Organism: Arctia plantaginis
Lineage: Eukaryota; Metazoa; Arthropoda; Insecta; Lepidoptera; Erebidae
Source: the annotation of a GenBank genome assembly